GGUAAACUUCUAGUUGUCGGUUAGUUCUCUUAUCAUGGCCUAUUUGCCAAGGCCUACAAUAACUUAUUACGUCAAUUUAGUCAAGAGAUUGGAAUAUUCGUGAGUGCUGAACUAUUCAGCCGCACAUUUUUUUUAUAUUCACAGUGAAAGAUAUGUCUGAGGAUCGGGGAAUACCUGCCGUUGAUGGAAAACCCAGCGUCGUUGCUACCCAAAUGAGUAAACUCGACUGUCGAAAUCACCGGGACAGUCUGACAUCGCUCUUCCAUUACUCAAGUACUUGGCUAAGUAGUUACUGGGUGAUGAGUGUAAAAUAAUUCGGAAAGGUGUGUGAAGUAUUUUUCAACUACAUUACUACAAGUUAUAGAAUCGAAAUCAUGGUGAAGUGGAUAGUUCCGGCAGCUUUCUUAUUUGCAUUAAAUUUAUCUGCUGAACGUUAUCAACGCAAAAAGUUCGUAAAAAAUUUCUAAAGUCAUGAUAUCGACAAUCGGUUGCAAUAUGCCGUAGAAGGUAUAUGAUAAAAAAACAUAUCCGAAAGACCCAAUUCUUGAAAAACUUCAAGCAUCAAUAGUCAUUAAUAUACCUGAAGAUGGAGAGUACCGGACCUUAUCGUCCACCUACCCUGGCUUCUCCGAAAAGAACGAAGAUUUCGCCAAUCUUACAAAGCACCCCUGCCAUCGUCCCUGCAAGAAUCAUUCUAUCCCCAUGGAAUGUUACUACUCCUUCAAAGUGGAAUCAUACAGAACCAUGAGUAAAGCUUGCUACGAUUGUCCUCAGAAUAUCUCACAUUGCUUUCUUCCUGAUUGCAUUGCAGCCGAUGGUUUCGAACGAUCACUACAGGUUGUAAAUCGUCAGUUGCCCGGCCCUCCCAUUGAGAUUUGUCAAGGAGACAGGCUCAUUGUGGAUGUAACAAACCUUCUAUUCGCGGAGACUACAUCCUUGCAUUGGCAUGGUCAGCAUCACCGCACCUCACCAUAUAUGGAUGGUGUUCCUUACAUCACUCAGUGUCCCAUACUUCCAGGUUCAACAUUUCGAUAUCAUUACACUGCAGCAACUUCCGGAACGCACUUCUGGCAUUCCCAUUCAGGAUUUCAAAGAGGUGAUGGAGUGUUUGGCCCUCUAAUCGUCCACCCGUAUGAAAAUAGAGAUCAUCAUAAAGAGCUUUACGACAUCGAUGAACAUAUAAUUACGAUACUUGACUGGGACCAUAUGAGCGGCAACGACAAAUUUCUCGCUCAUCAUCAUUCAACUGGGAACAAUAAACCCCUAAACCUUCUUGUCAAUGGAUUGGGACCCUAUGACUCAAAUCAUAUUGACGAGAGGAUUCUCAUGAACAUGCCCUAUGCUGAAUUCAUCGUGGAUCAGGGACUCAGACAUCGAUUUCGUCUCAUAAAUGCUGGAUUCCUCAACUGUCCAAUUGAAGUAUCGAUCGAUAAUCACACAAUGUAUAUAGUGAGCACCGAUGGAAAUGACAUAAAACCUGUGAAAGCAAGCUCACUAGUGACUUACGCAGGUGAAAGAUUUGAUUUCAUAGUGGAAAUGAAUCGACAGAUCGAUAAUUACUGGAUACGUUUUCGUGGAUUGAUGGAUUGCGACGAGAGAUUUUUAAACGUUAAACAAAAAGCCAUUCUAAGGUAUAAAGGAGCAGUCAAGAGGCUGCCCGAGGAGAAUGAAUACCGGGUUAAUUUCAGACACGAUAGUGAUGUUAACAAUGAACCCGCCGUGGUAGUAAAUGCAUUAAAUAAGGGGACUGAAUCGACUGACAUAAUAAGUAUCCCUCUGCUGAAAAGUGUCGACCCUGACGAUGAGGGGAAUCUCGUAGAACCAGAUUAUCAAUUCUAUUUGGCUUAUGAUUUUUAUGAUAAAAAUAAUCCGCAUUUCAAUCCUAAGAAUAUAUAUAGUUCCCAUCAGGUUGCUGCACGAAUAUUCACUCCCCAACUAAACCAUAUAUCGAUGAAGUUACCGAAUUUCCCACUGCUACCUCAACGCAAUUCAAUAACACCUGACCAAUUCUGCAAUUCGUCAACAGUAGGUGACUGCAAGCAUAAAUACUGUGCGUGCACUCACGUCCUCCAAGUAAAUCGCGGCAGUGUUGUAGAACUGGUGUUGGUAGACGAAGGCGUUACAUAUGAUGCAAAUCAUCCAUUUCAUUUACAUGGAAGUGCAUUCCGAGUUAUAGCGAUGCAACGAAUUGGAAAAAGUGUGACUGUUGACCAGAUCAAGGAGCUGGAUGCAGCUGGCCGCAUUGAAAGACGGCUGGAUAGUGCUCCUAUAAAGGACACAGUUACUGUGCCCGAUGGGGGUUAUACGAUUGUGCGAUUCUACGCUGAUAAUCCAGGUUAUUGGUUACUUCACUGCCACAUCGAGUUUCACGUGGAAAUAGGUAUGGCGGUAAUAUUCAAAAUCGGUGAACAUAAGGAGAUGAAAUCAGUACCUGUGGAUUUUCCCGAAUGUGGCAAUUGGAAACCAACAGGCCCUCCCGAAUUUGUUGCGAAGCCAACGUUUGCCCCCAACAACCCUGUAUAUAACGAAGUACUGAUACCAGCAAAACAGAACAUAAAUUUGAAGGACCUUGAAUAUUUAUCAUCAUCGAAUACCCUCCCCCUAUUUUUCCAAAAAAUGGUUGUGUUUAUUACUAUCACAGUUAUGAUGUUAUUUUAGGAUUACGUAGUGCUAGAUAUUCGAAGUGAUAUUUUUAUAUUUGCUUACAAUAGUAUUGUAUGGAUAAAAGUAUUGCAAUUAUCAAUUACUAAUAAAACUUUAAAAUAUUGCA
Diachasmimorpha longicaudata is the source of this 2770-nucleotide messenger RNA. RefSeq lists its product as uncharacterized. Gene Ontology annotation, molecular function: oxidoreductase activity; copper ion binding. Lineage: Eukaryota; Metazoa; Arthropoda; Insecta; Hymenoptera; Braconidae. The record is from RefSeq and is a predicted model, not a curated record. Bases 703 to 2658 code for a protein of 651 amino acids. The transcript is spliced from 10 exons.